Molecule: messenger RNA, 2917 nt
Organism: Ficedula albicollis (Collared flycatcher)
Lineage: Eukaryota; Metazoa; Chordata; Aves; Passeriformes; Muscicapidae
Gene: UBE2H
Product: ubiquitin conjugating enzyme E2 H
Exons: 7
Coding region: 1929-2525 (198 amino acids)
Biological process (GO): protein sumoylation; ubiquitin-dependent protein catabolic process; protein polyubiquitination
Cellular component (GO): nucleus
Molecular function (GO): SUMO conjugating enzyme activity; ubiquitin conjugating enzyme activity
Source: RefSeq, a predicted model, not a curated record
UUCGGUUCCUUGCCGGCUUCUCCAGCGAUCGCAGCAUUUUGGAGGACAAAGAGCAGGUUUUUCCCUGCGAAGUGUGUUUCUAGGAGCUGGGUAGGUAGAAAUGCCCGAAUAUCUGGGAUUCCUCUCGGUGCUUGGGGAGUUGCUGCUCUGUUCUUUCUGCCCCCUGACAAAAUGGCUUUUCCAAAAGCAAAGCCCUUGUUGUCGGCUCCGCUUUUUUCCUUGUUUUCCGGGGGGUGAGGGUUAGAGCAGUCGGUCUCCUGCGGACAACAAACUUAGGAAGUUGGAUGUGUCAGAUGACUCCUCACCACUCCUCCCUCCACCCCUCCCUCCCCAGCCUUUUUUUGUUUGUCUGCCUGACUCGCCCGGGGUGAGCAGCUCGCUAGGCCCCGGCUCCCCAGACGCUUCCCUGGGGAAUCUCCCCCUCUGGAUCUCAAACCAUCAGCGUCUCCUUUGAGACGUGGCAGCCAGCAAGGUCUCGGUGGUGGCCAGAGGAGAAGGGACUCGUCUGAAGGAAUGUGCUCCUCCUGGGGCUUUCAGGGUUUUGUUGCCGUGUAGGGUUUUUGUUUGGGUUUGGUUUUUUGUUGUUUUUUUUUUUGCUGCCAUUUUCAUUACGGUUUCCCUUUUCAUCCCCUUUCCACGUCUCCAACAGAGAAUAAUAGUGUGGAUUUAUGGCCUGCCAAGGGCUACCUUUCCCAGUGGGGAGGGGGCACCGAGCAGGGUGAAUAACACUCCUGCCUUCUCCUGCUCUGACAGGUUUAGGAGCCGAGCGAGGUCUUUUUAUGAUUCCUAUUUUCAAUCCUAACACGUCCGUGUCCUUUUGUGGAUGCCUCUUUGUGAGGAGGGGAGGGGAGAGGUGGGCGCUCUCUCUCCGUGGGGCUGCAGGAAGGGCAGAGCUCUGGAACUGAUGUUUAAUAAUCUCCUGCUCCAACUCCCUGCCACUCAUUGUCUCCCUCUGACGGGGUUUGUGGUGCUGAGGCUAGAAAAGAGAAUCAUAAUCUGUAAUAAUUAACCGUAAAUCCCCGUUUUGGGGGGCUCCAGCCAAAGUUUCCUGGGUAACCUGUGACCUUUUCAGAGUGGGGCUUUUGCAGGAAGGCUCUGUGCUCCCCAGUGGCCUGGGAUCCCAGGGUUAUCCCACUGGGAAACCCCCAGACCCCAUACCUGGCCUCUGCGGGUAUCUCCCACCCUGAGAACACCAGACUGGGGGCUCCCCUUGGUGUCUCCCCCCAGUUUUGGGGCGAGUGCCAGCCUCGCAGCCGUGUUUGCAGGGGAAAGGCCUCGAUCUCUCCCAACUCCACGGAUUGGCUGCUCUGUUACUACCCGGAAACCGGGCCCGGGGCGGAGCGAGGCUGCAGCUGAUGGGGUGUCCCUGCCAGGCUGUUUACACCCCUGGGGGACCCACCCCGGCACCCCCAUCCCCCCCAAACCACAGCGCUGCUUCCCCUUCCAGCCCCGGGCUUUAUUGUUCCACGGCAGUUCACUUCGUUUAUUUAGUGCUGAUUUAUUUUCCUCCUUUUGUGGAGCAACGCUGCUGGCUGGGUUUGUAGUCCCCGAGCUCUAUUUUUAAGCUGGUGAAGGGAAGUGUCACCCUGUUUUGUGCCUGAAAGGAAUUAUAAAUAGUGGGCAGCUUUGUUUGAAUGUCCCUGUGCUGCCCGGUUUGCAGAGCCGGGGGUUUGGGACUGUAACUCACAGUGUGUUGCACUCCCUGCUAAUUUUAGGCUCGUCCGGAGUCAAGGAGAACAAAAGUACAAAUCUCCUUAGUUUACCUGCAGAGCAUUUGGUAAUCUCAGAACUCCCCCACCGUGUUUGCUCCGUCGAGGCAAAGGCUAGGACAGAGUUUACAUUUGGGAUAAAUUCCUUUUUCUGGUCGUUCUAGGCUUACACUGCACUUAUCAUCCCACUUGAACACCUUCCAAGAGCAGCGUUGAGCAAUGGCAUCACGUGGCUUUGUUCUCUUUGGCCUGUCCCCAGGGAAGAGCGUGUGCACUGGAAUGUCUUGUUUUGAUUUUUCCUUGACUUGCUGCCUCAGGAUCGAGAGCAAACACGAGGUCACGAUCUUAGGAGGACUCAACGAAUUUGUCGUCAAGUUUUAUGGACCACAAGGAACACCGUAUGAAGGUGGAGUAUGGAAAGUUAGAGUCGACCUUCCUGACAAAUACCCCUUCAAAUCCCCAUCUAUAGGAUUCAUGAAUAAAAUCUUCCAUCCCAACAUUGAUGAAGCGUCAGGAACUGUAUGUCUAGAUGUAAUCAAUCAGACUUGGACAGCUCUCUAUGAUCUCACCAAUAUAUUUGAGUCCUUCCUGCCCCAGCUGCUGGCUUAUCCCAAUCCUAUAGAUCCUCUAAAUGGUGAUGCUGCAGCCAUGUACCUCCACCGACCAGAAGAGUACAAACAGAAAAUUAAAGAAUACAUCCAGAAAUAUGCAACAGAAGAAGCACUAAAAGAGCAGGAAGAAGGCACUGGGGACAGCUCAUCUGAGAGCUCCAUGUCUGACUUCUCUGAAGAUGAGGCUCAGGAUAUGGAGUUGUAGUAGAGGCCACCUGCUUUUCAGAGACACUCUAAUUUCCUAACCAUGAGAAGCAGACUAUAAUAUUCAUAUUUAAACAAAGCAAUUUUUUUUAUUACUAAACAAGGUUUUUAUGAAUUAUAGCAUUGAUAUAUAUAUAUACAUAUAUAUAUAUCACCCUUUAGAAUCUUGAUUUUUCUCAGUCAUUUCCCAAUUUUUUUUUUUGUUUUGUUUUUUUUUUUUUUUGUUUUGUUUUUUUUGUUGUUGUUGUCCCAAGGUGCAUUUAGAGUAUUCCCAACAUUCCAUUCUGGUAGCAAUAUGCAGCCUGGAUGCAUGCAUUGAGAUUUUUUUGAUUUUUUUUUUUCCAUUUGGCCAAGUCUACUUUUUGGUGUGCUGCCCUGGGAGGGAGGGAAAAA